Molecule: messenger RNA, 778 nt
Organism: Phragmites australis (common reed)
Lineage: Eukaryota; Viridiplantae; Streptophyta; Magnoliopsida; Poales; Poaceae
Exons: 1
Coding region: 104-550 (148 amino acids)
Source: RefSeq, a predicted model, not a curated record
GAGAGAGGAGAGAGAGAGAGAGAGAGAGCGAGCGAGCGCACGCGAAAUUAACCGGAGGCCCGGGCGGACGAAGCCUCAGCCGAUCGAAUCACCCACCACCGCCAUGGAAGAAGAGACCCUGCGCGGGAAGGCACCGGCGGCAGCGGGGGGACCCAAGCGGCCGUCCCCGUCCCCGGCGCGGUUCACGCCGCUGGAGCUCGCGGCGGCCGAGCAGCUCAUCCACCUCAGCGAGAGCAGCUCCUCCGGCGCCGCCUUCACCCCGCGCGGAGGAGGGCCGGGGCCCGCCUCCGCCGCCGCGUCGGCGUCCUCCUCCUCGUCCCCGCGCUCCGUGAACGCGCCCGCGGCCCCCGAGCCUCCUCGCGCCCUCGUCGCGGCGGGGGACGACGAGGACGAGCAGGAGGUGGGCGCGUUGCGGCGCAGGAACAAGCGGUACCGUCCGAUAGCGGAGAUCUACGCGGCCACGGUGCCGAAGCCGAUCGGGGCGCGCGGCGGCAGGAAGGACAGGCCCAGGCCGGCCGGCGCCGCGAAGGAGCUAGCGCCGAGGAAGUAGAGAGAGAGAGAGAGAGAGGACUUGAUUGUAAUUAUGGAUAAUUAGCAGGGACUAGCUACAUAUAGAAAGGUUUGAGCUUGAUUUAACUAGGCUACUGGCUAGCCUGGGCUAAUGAACUUUCUGAUCAUCCUCUCUCUAGGAGAGAGGAUGCAGAUCAUUAGGAGCUGGAUUAAUUGUAAAUUGAAGUAUUGUAUCCCCAAUAAUAAUACCAGCAGUUUUCUCCAAAAU